Bicyclus anynana (squinting bush brown) is the source of this 9252-nucleotide messenger RNA. It is a transcript of the gene stol, whose product is annotated as voltage-dependent calcium channel subunit alpha-2/delta-4. The coding region runs from base 142 to 3762 and encodes 1206 amino acids. Gene Ontology annotation, cellular component: voltage-gated calcium channel complex. Gene Ontology annotation, molecular function: voltage-gated calcium channel activity. The record is from RefSeq and is a predicted model, not a curated record. The transcript is spliced from 25 exons. NCBI's taxonomy places the organism in Eukaryota, Metazoa, Arthropoda, Insecta, Lepidoptera, Nymphalidae.
CGUCCCGCGCGACACUCUGUUGCCCCGCGGCGCGCCCGCCCCACGUCCGCACGUUACUCAGUCCUGGUGACAUUGCAGUGCAGUGAGUGCCUCCAUGUAGGAGAGUCAGUGGUGUGUUUCUCUUGUCAUGUGGGGAGUGCGAUGGCGUUAGGCACCAUGACCCGGCGUCCGCUGCUCUUGCUCGCCUUGCUGGCAGCCGCGCUUGCCAAUCAGCUCGAGGAUAUCCCCCACAAUGAAGUCAAAAAUUGGGCGCUAAAAUUCGGCGUCGACCUAUGGGAGUUCGGGCGGCACUUCACAAAAAUGAAUCAAAUACAAAACAAAUACCACGAGUACAACGUGGAGGUGGUCCGGAAAGACGGUUUGCUGCUUGUUCGCGAGCUGGCCGCAGAAGUUAAAAACCACAUGGACUUCAAAAUCAACGCUGUCAUGCGGAUAAUGGACUCAGCAGAAGCGGCGGCACUGUCGGCGGGAAGCAGCAGUAUAGACGGCUCCCCGGGCUCAUACUACGACGCGCGCUGGUUGAAUGUCCACGCCGACGAUGGCACUCUAUCUUCGAGAGCAAGACGCCUGCUACUGUCCCCUAGCAGACACUUCGACCAUAUCGCCGUCAAUACCAGCUACAGUGCGGUACUUAUGCCUCCGAAAGUUAACACUGAAGACGGAGAGGUCCAGAAUCAAAUCGGAUGGUCAGAACACUUGGAUCCACUGUUUGUGAACAACUACGAAAUUGAUCCGACUCUGUCUUGGCAGUACUACGCCUCGUCCUCGGGGUUUAUGAGGCGGUAUCCUGCAAUGUCGUGGCCACCCGAAGAUGGAUACUCACAUCACGCAAGAGACUUCUACGACUUCCGGUCGUCCAACUGGUUCGUAGAGGCGGCAACCUCGCCUAAGGACCUCGUCAUCUUGCUGGACGACUCGGACGAACUCAGCUCGUCCAACCGCCAGCUCGCCAAGUCGACCGUCGCCGCUCUACUCGACACACUCGGCCCGAACGACUUCGUCAACGUGUUCAGAUACAGCGACUCAGUGUCGGAGCUACAUCCGUGCUAUACGAAGAUGCUUGCACAGGCUGUACCUGAAACAAUACGCGAGCUGAAAAGCGCUGUGUGGGCAGGCGAGGCCACCGGCGGCGCGGCCAAUUUAACCGGCGCUCUCACCUCAGCCUUUGAAAUUCUCUACCGGUAUAACAGAACGGGCUUAGGUUGUCAAUGCAACCAAGCAAUAGCGGUGAUUGGCGCCGGGGGAGGUGCGGGCGGAGUGACGACAGUGUUCCGAACUUGGAACUGGCCACAUAUGCCCGUCCGCAUAUUUACGUACCGGGUAGGGGGAGACGCGGCAGCUGGGAAAACUAUGAAGGAAAUGGCAUGCAACAAUAAAGGUUUCCACGUGACCAUCAAUGACCACGAUGAAGUUCGUCAAAAAGUUUUGCACUUCAUAGAAGUAUUAGCACGUCCUAUGGUGAUGUACCAGACGAUGCACCCGGUUCAUUGGAGUCCUGUAUACGUAGGAGGAAGGAGUAGCAGCCUUGACGAUGAUGGAAUGGGUCAGUUGAUGACUUCAGUGACAGUUCCUAUUUUCGACAGAAGAAACCACACGCAAAGAGAAGCUAAUUUACUCGGCGUAGUUGGCACUGAUGUACCUGUCGAUCAAAUAAAGAAGCUCGUGGCACCUUACAAGUUGGGUGUCAAUGGUUAUUCAUUUAUGUUGGAUAAUAACGGGCAUGUUUUAUAUCAUCCUGAUUUGAGACCUUUGUAUACUAACGAGGAGUAUACAGAGACAUUACGACCUCUUUACUCCAGUGUCGAUCUCACAGACGUAGAACUCCUCGUAGAUUAUGACGAAAAUGCAAGAGUUAACCUCACUUCGCUACUUUUUGAACUACGUCACGAAAUGAUAGAGCAACGGGAAGGUGAGACAGAGAUGGGAGUAAAAGUGCAAUACGAGGGAAUGAGACGAGUAGCAACACGACGACAGAGAUAUUUCUAUAGUCCCGUGGAUGGCACGCCGUAUUCACUGGCUGCUGUUUUGCCAGACGGUUACGGCAUGUAUGAGCUGCAGGCAGAGCAGGAGAUUAAACAUAGUCCUAUCAACGUCACUGAAUAUUUCAAAGGAGAAAAUUGGAAAGUUCACCCGGAUUGGGUGUACUGCGAAUACGCUUCAACGUCUGAGCAAACGUUCAAUUCGCCCGAGGAGCAACUUCUACACUUCCUGACGCGCGCCGGUCGCCCGGGCUGGAAGUGGAUGUCGCUGCGACCCCGCGCGCUGACCCUACACAACGCGCACAAGAAGCAGGACCGCGACUCGUACUAUUGUGACAAAACAUUGGUUCAGUCGUUGGUCCGUGAUGCAAUGGUAAUUAAAGAAUUGGACGCUCACGCAGGACAUGCUAGUCAUCACAAUCACCCGAUAGCAACAUUAAUGGCACUUCUAACAAGGCAAGGCAGAUUCCAUAAAUUCGUGGUGACCCUAUCCUUCAUCGCAACAAGAAGUGGACUAUUAAAAUGGACUGAAAACAUCAACAGCUCAAGGUCGGCUGACUCUUCUGAACCACACUUUAGCGAAAAACAUGCACGAGCGUUCGACUCAGAAUGGUACCGUCGUGCAGUAGAACAUCAUUCGAUUGAACCGGAAAGCUUCGUCUUUUCUGUGCCUUUUCGUGACGGCAGUGAAGUCGAAGACUUCAGUGGAAAGCCUCCGUUAGUACUGGCAACCCAUGCGGUGUUCGUCGAAUCUAGAGGACAUCGAGCUCCUGCGGCAGUUGUAGGACUACAUUUCAAACUGGAUUCACUUGCUAAACACUUCUUGAAUGUCACAUCAACCUGCACAGCUGGUAGUGUGUGCAAGAAAACUUGUGCCGGUGACGAAUUGGACUGCUACAUUUUGGAUGACAACGGCUUCAUAAUUUUAUCGGAAGACGUAUCACAGACAGGUCGCUUUUUCGGACAAGUAGAUGGAACGAUAAUGGAUUCGCUCGUUCAAGAUAGGAUAUACAAGAAAGUCACCGUUCAUGAUCAUCAAGGACGAUGUCCUGAUUCGAGAAACCCAUUCAGUGGAAAUUCGAACAAGUUGUCACCAAUGAAACCGCUGUCUUGGCUCGGAGGAUAUGUGGCAAAUUUAUUGGCGGUGUGGUUUCCCUUGUGGGACAAUGUGCACGGACGAGCUCAUGGACAUGCAGAAGAAGAAAUCGAUUAUGAAGAUUAUGAAAACGAGGAUCUGGAGCACGAGGACGAAAUGGACCGCGACCGGGGUACCUACGAAAUCAUUAUCGACGGCAUGGGAGCUUCGGACAGGCAUGAGGUCCCCGUCGUGAGCCCCGGGCCCCCGCGGGAGCCGCCGCGUGAAGCUGCGCGCUCCGCCGCCGUGCGACCAUGCGACACUAGCGCAGAACUAUUCACUCUGCAGUCCACGAGGCUCAAUGCUGCUCAACCGCUCAAAGGAAAACUCACCAAUUGCCAUAAUUCUGGAUGUGAAAGGCCAUUCAGCGUGCAAAAGAUACCGCACAGCAACCUGAUCCUACUGGUCGUGGACACGCUGUGCCCGUGCGGCGCCAAGCGGCUGGACGUGCGCGCGCGCGAGGCGGGCGUGCGCACCGCGUGCCGCCGCCCCGCGCGCGCCCUGCCCCGCCGCCGCCCGCCCGCCUGCGUCUCCUACCACCCUGAGGAAAUCGAGAUCCAAUCGUGCGGUCGCGGCGCGCGCACUCGGCCUAUGUUCGUACUGCUGGCCACGAUCGCUGUACGACUCCUUCUAACUCUCACAACGUGACUGUCCAAAAUCCCCUGAAUAUUCUAAACCAAUACCUGCUCGCAGGUUCCACGGCCAUAAGAAGCUUUCUAUACCAUAUCAAAUUCCAUAUCACAGAUAAUAAUUUUUAAUCCAAACGCAGUUUAAAAGUAAUUAAAAAGGAAAGCUUCGGGCCACCGUACCGCAGUGUUCGAGCGAUGUUUUUGUGUGUAUAGACUAUUCGUGUGAACUUUUUAUGCAAGUGUUAUGCUGGACGGCUCGUACUCGCAGUGCCUAGCCGAACUGGGGUAUUCAUACAUAUAAUUAUAUAAGUACUUACUGUUAAAGCAAAUGUUUUAUACCGCGUUGGCAUAGCAGCUGUACCCUGAGUGUAGGAAAGUCUUUUUAUUGAGUAGUGUUUCACUACUCAUUAAAAAGAUACACUCAAGAGUACAGUCACAAUGCCCUGAAUGUAAACUGUAGAAAUCAUAUCUUAAAGCAAUGUUGUUUGGACGUUGAUGUAUAGAGUACAGUUCUAUGAUGGUUUAGAUAAGGUUUUAUAUCCGAGUAAUUGUUUGUACCGAUUGUCGAAGAAGCAUGUCAACGCGGAAUUAAGGAAUGCCUCAGAAGAAUAGGCCUCUCCUCGGCCUAUUUUUGUGGUGUACGCGAGAUGUUUAAAGUUUUGAUCAAUUUUACCGACUGAAGUAUUGGUCCGACCAAGUGAACUUUUGAUCUUGUUUUGAGACAGGAUUAUCGAUUCGAACUAGGCUAAGAUAACGUUUAAAAGAUAUUUUCUCCUCUCUGUUAAGUUGACAGUUUCAUAAUGUAACUAUGAUGCGGUCCCAACCGGUAAAUAGGUAGGUAACUAAAUAUCUUGUUAAAUUUAAUUGAAGAUUAUCACAAACUUGGAGAUCUUAUAAAUUAUAGCUAAUGUUAAUAGAUAUUUUAAAGAUAAUAAUUGUAAUAUAAUGAUAUCGUUUAAAAAAACUGUUUUAGAAAAAUUUACCUAUGUUGAUCCUAACACUGUUUAUUUCUCGAUAUCUAUCUGUUCAUCAUAUUGAUUGCCAACGUACGAGUAUUUAAUAGAAUCUAUGCAGAUUAGUUAUUUGUUGUUGUAAAUAAGAGACUUUCUGUUUGUAGACGUUACGUUGCUAUUUUUACGUGUGCCUGUGUAUAUUUGAAAUCAUUAUUAGAUUUAAUAUUAACGAGUCGACGAGUAAGCAUCGUAGAGUUGAUACUGAGACGAUGAAAAGAUGUUUCGGAAGGAACAAAUAAAAUAAUAUAGACGCCUGGAAAAUUCUCAUUUUUACGUAAUAAAUAUUUGACGUAUUAACAUAAGUUCGUCCUAUAAAUUAAUGUCGUUACCUUUAAAUUAAAGAAAGUGUAGAACUAAGAUUCUUACAUUUUGAAUUAAGUACUUACAACACAUUGUUACAUAUUUUAAAGCGUUGUUUUAAUAAAAACCACAUCUUCUCCUUUAUUCGAAGAAAGCAUAAACUAUGAUUAGUUGUAAAUUAGAUAUUUUAUAAUUAUGCAAUACAGGGUUGACUUAGAAAUGGCGCCAUUAUGGAUUUCAUAUCAAAAUAUACCUAAUACCUAUAUUUCUAUCUAUUGAGGAGUCAAAGUGUCUCUCGAUGUCCUCUCAGCCGACUCCCAUUCAUCUAAUCGUUAGCAAUUCUCUCGCCUAAUCUUCGAAUAAUGUUGAACGUAUUUGAGAUAUUGUAAACAAUACUCGUUUUAUUGUAAAUAUUUGAAUAUGAGGGCCUACUACUAAUGUGUAAUGUGUGUUGCUAAUAUUCAUACAUUGUGUAGUUCGAAUUCGACUUCUUCUGUCCUUCAAUCAACCGAAUUGUAUCGAUGUUAGUGUAAUAUGAGCUAAUUUAUAUAUACGUUGAGCUAGCCUUCUCAUAUAAUUAUGAUAAGGCACUACAUACCUACUCACAAUUAAAUAAAGAUAACUUAUAAACCCUAAAAAUGUUGUUAUAAGUUGAGCUUUUAAUAAACGUUCGCUAUUGGUUCAUUAGAAUUGUGACGUAGCCGUACGCAUUAUCAUUCUGUCAACUGUCUGUGUUUACUGAUGUUUAUAUGAAUCCAUCCUCUCGCGAUUUCUAUCAGAGAUUUGCAAUUUCUGAAAUCUAUUAAAAAUAAAUACAUCAAACGAUUAUGCCUCCACAAUUGAUUGAUUGUAUCUGCUUGCAUCCAUCAUAUUAUAGUCGAUCGUCUAACGAAGCCAUUACAGUUUCAAAUGUCCCUAUUUAAAAAUUAGCUCAUAUUAUAUCUGCAUUUCAUUGCUCAUUUAUAUAACAUGAAAUCGCAUUUACAAGCUAUGUACCUACACUAUAGUUCAUAAUAUACAUAUUUAAAAUAUCUGUAAGAACGUAUAUACUUACAUAAACUUUAAAUAAUCUGUUUGUACCUAUCAUAAAAAAAUGUUACCUAGAAUUUUAAAGUCAGAAUCGUCAUAACAUUCAAAAUAAUAUCGUGUAUUUAAUCGUUAAAUAAAAAGGAGCUUGCUGUUGUCCAUAUCAACAGUCACGUAAACGAAACAAUAAUAAACUGAAAUAGUACAAAGAUACAUGUAAAGUUGUCUCGCAUUUUGUGCCAAACCACAGCAAAAGUAUUUAAUUUACGGAUUUUUGUAUCCACGGGACCGAUAGUCGAAAUAGUUGUAACAAAAUAAAGAAACCGAGGACAAUAGCAUGCUCAGGGUCCGAUAGAAGGGUAAUUAAUGACAGUAGAUUGAUUGCUCUGUUUCAUACACAUUUUGUUGUACGAAAUCGUUUUAGUUUCGAAACAUUGUUGGAAAACUGUUUUAACUAUUUAAGAGACAGAUCAAAAAGAGCAUAUUUCUGACAUAAACUCAGUACUGCAAGCAGGCUCAUUGUCAGCCCUAGCGUGUUAUAAUAGCUAGAGAUAGACGUAGACAGCCUUACCAGAAAAAUGAAAAAUACCUCCCAUUUUUGCGGAAAAGAAAGAACUAACUUCUUCCAUUAGCAAGCACAGACUGCUAAAAUACAAAAAGGCCCAGGUUUUUUAUAUUUCUGGUCAGGCUAUGGGUAAUUUAUUAUUAUUUACACUUUUAUUAUUAUUUACACUAGGCUGACAUUUAAAAUCGCUUAAUAGGACUGAUUAUUUACUUUAUUUAGGCAAAUUACAUAACUGAAUUCUUGCCCACGCGGUAUAAGAGUGCGGGUGUGUGACGAUUUAGGGGAGCUGUCAUGACGACAUGUGCGACUCAGCAUAGUGCAAUGUGGGUCUGGACUUAGGUUCGCGUUUACUGAUUACGCAAUAACGGAUUUUUCGACAUAGAGAUAUAACCUUUAAGUAGAUUAACAUCAGCAUGGCUAUUCUCUAACGAUGUUUUGUAUAACUCGCAAGUGCGAGUUUCGAAUUCACCGCUAUCUUUUUCAUUCUAUAGUAUCGCGUUAAACAGAGAGAGAUAGAGGUGAAUUCGAACCUCGCACUUGCAAGCUAUAAAAAUAUCGAUACAGAAUAGCCUAGCUGAUCUCUUCGCGGCCAUACUAGCUUUCUUUGUACUAUUUAUUUUCUAAUUAAAGGGUUUUGAAUAUUAAAGGCUGAUUUAUAAGCCCUCCAGAACCCACUUCGAAACAGAGCGACAGAGGAGCGGGCAGCAAAGCAUUCAUUCAUUGAAAGACACGGGUCGUCAUACCCCGCACCUCAGUACUGCUCAGGUGAGGACUCGGUUAUGAAGUCUGUCUAAGCUCCCUAAAACUGUCGUCUUCGAACUUUGCCCAAUUUAAAUUAUCAAGAAUUAUUUUCAAUUAAAAAGCUCACCGUUUCGACAAUGAAAUCAAUAAAAUAAUACUAUAGAUAUAAUUUACUGUGAUUUACCGUUAUCAUAUAACUGAUGGCAUUUACACGUAUAUCGUAUGAGCAUACUCACUACCGGCGUAAGUAUAUGUGGGAACGCUUUUGAGAUAUGUACAUUUUGUAUAAAUAUAACAGUAAGGAGUCGAUGUGUGGCGUUAUAGUUUCACCUGGUGAGUGGCGAACGACUGGUGUAUUGUAUUGAAAGUGCUUCUAGUAAGCGUCGAGUCUUCCAUAGCAGUCGAGCGCGGAGCGAGUAUUACUUGUAACUAAGUAUUAAACGAUAAUAAUAGAGUAUAUCUUUAUCAUAGCAUAGGCGGGGCGGCCCCGGGCGGCAGCGGGCCCGUCACGGGGUUUAGUUAUACUAUAGACACAAAACAAAUACCUCGUUUAGUUACGCAAAACGUAAUAGCUAGACACAGUUAGAGUUCAUUUCGCGUUUAGUUAUUGGACAUAUCAAUUCAGGCACCAAAGAGACUAUAGCGUAAGCAAUUUUUUGGAAUAUUUUCAAUUGUGAUCUUAUAUUAAUCAAAUGUAUUAAUUAAGGAGACUCUAUUUCAUAUUUUGAUGAAUUUUCUAAAUAAAACAUUUUUUUAUGUACCUCCACUUGUAAAGGCGCCAUUUGUACGAAGGAAUGUUGCAACUAGAAUAAAAUGCAAUAUACCAUGACAAUUUUUUUUUAAGUUUUUUAAAUAUUACAUGAUAUAAUUAACACUGACUAAAAUGAUAACUUUAAAAUAAUUCCAUCUCUUGUAUCGACGAAUAAUGAGAAAAGGAUAACAAAGAAUUGUCAAUUUAGUAAACGUAAAUUUAGUAAACUUAAUAAAAACACCUAUAACUAGGUAAAACCUUUCUAUUAAAACAAAAUAUUUCGCUAUGCUGUGUAAAUAAGUAGAACUAAGUUCUCCUAUUUCAAUGGUGUUAAAUCGAUUUUCUAGAUCUUCUACUUAAUUAACUUAAUUAUUAAACAUAAGUAUUAAGUCAAAGUAAUUUAUUUUGGUUCAGUUUUAGAUUUUAUAACCGACUAAUUAAAAAUAGCAAAAGAAAUUAUUGAAAAUAUAGACGAAAAGAAUUUUCACGCUUCAUAAAUUUUACAGAAUGUUAUAAAUUUUUUCAUGUUUAGAAACGAAUAUGGCGCUGAGUGGACUUUAUCAAUUUAUUGAACCAAUGUUUCCCAAUAUUGUUUCCAUUUGCACUUACCUAUGUGUGAACUAUACCCGUUUAUAAAUGAAAAGAGCUCUCCUUAAUUAUUAUUUUAAGAUACGUAUUUGCAAUUAUUAAUUUUACUUAAGGAACAGUGAUUUCUAAAUUUACGCCACGUUCAAUAUUCAUAUCAGUAUAUCUAAAAACUUUUUUUACGAGAAUACAAUAUAAGCGUUUGUUUCAUAUAUUGUCUUGUUUCUAAUCACUAUAAUCAUCCCAAGGUAAAGCUUUUUAGAUACUAGGUGAUACUCGAAAUUUUAAUAAAAAAAUCUUGCGAGAGGCAAAUUUUGACGUCGCUGUUUUUUCGAAUUAUCUUUUUUCUUAUUAAUUAGUUAAUGAAUUAAUUAUAAACGAUAUAGUUGUUGUGUAAUCGGACACGGCCGACUGUGAACAUGGUUCUCUAGUGUAAUUCUAGUAAAAUACUGUUUCUUUUUUUGUUACUUGCCAGUUCAUGCUAUAGAUAAACAGUAAUUACAAUAAUAAAGUUCUCUUAUAACAUUG